AACUACAUCACUGAAGUAACCCACACACACACACACACACACACACCAACACAGCUCUCAUAGUUAAUUUUCAUGUUACAUGUUUACCGGUGUUUACUAAUUAAUUCAAUACAAAAUCCUUUGCCACCGGAAGUGUCUAUAUGAUUUUAUUUUGUAUUUUCUGUGCGCACUUCCUGUCCUGACUGGAGCUGAACGUAUUAUAUACGGGACGGACAGAGGAGACAAGAUGUUGAAUUGCAGUCCAUGGGCUCUUCUGCCUCCCAUCUACUCUGUGUGCAUAGCUGCUGGACUGUGGGUGGUAUACUUUGUAGCUGUCAAUGAUGGGAAGAUAGUACCCUUGGGCUCACAUGACAGGAACAUAAAAGGAUCCCUUUAUCCUCCGUACAUAAGUGUUGCAGGCAACUUUCCACCAGCCAGCUGUAUCUUCAGUGAGGUCAUGAACCUGGCAGCAUUUGUGGGGUUCACUAUUGCCGUCCUAAGAUACAUUCAGCUGAGACACACAAUCGACAGCAGGCUGAAUGCGGUCAGUCUGGUGGUUUUCUCUAUUGGCUGCUUUGGAAUGACACUUGUAGGAAACGUCCAGUUAUUUACUGAGGAGGUGACUCACAACUUUGGCACCCUUUUGACGUUUGGACUGGGAACAGUCUUCUGCUGGAUGCAGUCCUACAUCACCCUGAGAGUUAACCUGAGGAAUGAGGGGAGGAUGGUUGCUCUCAUUCGUUUCCUGUUGUCUGGAUCCAUCACUGUCUGCGUGAUAGUCCGUUCUCUCCUGAUGUCUCAGGACCUCGACAUGCAUGCAGCUCGAUGUCAGUGGGCUCUGGUCAUGCUCUUCCUCAUCUUCCUCAGCACUUUUGCCAUAGAGUUUCGUCACAACUACUUCAACAUAGUGUGCACAGACGUCUCUGGGCGUCCCGUCAGCCUGUCAGAUGCCCACUCUCAAGCGUCCAGGUACCAGCUGGACCAAAUGUAGGAAUGUAACUUUUACAGAUCCUCAGGUCCAACUGCAUGAGAUGCAUGUAUCAGCAACUUUUAGAUGCACCUGAGGAAGCCGUACCACAUGGCACAUGAUCACCACUUGCUGUAUGCUUUUUUAUUUGAAUGUCACAUAUAUAUUUUUUUAUUUUUAUCUACGAACAUGUAAAAGUGAACUUUUUUAAAAUACCACACCAGAAAUCGGGUCAGUUUAUCAUUCAGUGGUUCUUUGUUUAUGGAUGUAUGACAUGUUUGCACAGUAAGCAAUCAGCACCAAAAACAUACAGCAAAAUUUUGUGUUUACAUAUAUACAUGUCUUUCAACUCACAACUCAAGUUUGCUGUAAACACAAAGUCAUUUGCAUAAUGCAUAAGCUUAAUCCUUUGUUUCUGUGACACUAUUUCACACACACACACACACACACACACACACACACACAUUUAUCAAUCAUUCAUUGAAAAUAGUUAAAUUAAUGUUACAUUCUUUUUUAGUUAUUUAUUAUAUAGUUAUUUAUAUGGACCAUAACAAAAUGUUUUACUUUAUUUACUGCUGCUUGUUGUUCCCUCAUACUGACCAAUGUAUGUUGGUCUGUUGCCACAACUGACACACAACUCUGUGGGUUUUGAAGUUGUGUGUGUGGACUGGGUAAGCUGCAGAUGAAUUGCACAUCUUGGGAUCAAUAAAUUUGUCUGAAUCUGAAUCUGA
Lates calcarifer (barramundi perch) is the source of this 1677-nucleotide messenger RNA. Its product is annotated as transmembrane protein 150C. Bases 227 to 970 code for a protein of 247 amino acids. The record is from RefSeq and is a predicted model, not a curated record. The transcript has 8 exons. Lineage: Eukaryota; Metazoa; Chordata; Actinopteri; Centropomidae.